Molecule: messenger RNA, 801 nt
Organism: Loa loa (African eye worm)
Lineage: Eukaryota; Metazoa; Nematoda; Chromadorea; Rhabditida; Onchocercidae
Exons: 6
Coding region: 1-801 (266 amino acids)
Biological process (GO): proteolysis; cell adhesion
Cellular component (GO): membrane
Molecular function (GO): metalloendopeptidase activity
Source: RefSeq, a predicted model, not a curated record
AUGGUUGCUAAAUUAUUGGCAGUUCUAGUAUUUCUGGUGGCUACUUCUGUACUGCUAUCAAGUGAAGUAGCGCGAUGGGAACCGCUAAAUAUUGGAAUUAUCAGGAAGAAAGAGAUGCAUGGUUUAUCAUCAACAAUAUUGGAUAGUUUACGAUCCGCCGUUAUGCAAAUGCAAUCGUUCAUAAAUAUAUGGCAUCUCCCGGAAGACGAUAGAUUGAGCGCUAAAAGUUUGACAUCAUGUGUCUUGCACCACUACCCGCCAACUGGAGAAUUCUUCAUGGAAACAGUACACAGCUGGAAAAAAUUGAACCCGCUUGAUAUUACAAAAGAUGUCAACUUGAAAUUUUAUGGUGUCAACUUUUUACUUUUUUUACAGGUAGAUCUUCAAAAAUGUCAUGCAGAUGAUGGUUUACUUGCUGCAGCUACACCUUGUACUCUUAUCGGUAAUAAUCGUCCAGCAGCUGCCCGAUUGGUAUUGUGUCCACUAAACCAUCGAUGGAACUCUUUUCGCGCCAUUACUGACCUAUUUCGCCACGAAAUAAUGCAUGCUUUGGGCUUUGGCUUAAUAAUCCCUGGAGAUAGUUUAUCUUCCAUUCCGACGACACGAAAAUUCUUUUGGACUGAUGAAUCCUCUAGUCAGCGAGUAACUGCAACCUACAUGGAUUUUCAGGACGAUGCAGUGGUCGAAGCAAGAAAACAUUUCGGUUGUCAGAAUUUGCAUGGCAUUGAAGCAGAUGGUGACGAUAAAAUACAUCUCAGUGAAUACAUUUAUGGUGUAAGAUUUUUGACUAUUAUUAACUGA